Notechis scutatus (mainland tiger snake) is the source of this 2072-nucleotide messenger RNA. RefSeq names its product leucine rich repeat containing 4B (gene LRRC4B). Gene Ontology annotation, biological process: regulation of presynapse assembly; regulation of postsynaptic density assembly; positive regulation of synapse assembly. Gene Ontology annotation, cellular component: plasma membrane; glutamatergic synapse; postsynaptic density membrane. Lineage: Eukaryota; Metazoa; Chordata; Lepidosauria; Squamata; Elapidae. Gene Ontology annotation, molecular function: signaling receptor binding. The record is from RefSeq and is a predicted model, not a curated record.
GUACAGCGGUCUUCGCCAACCUUAUCAGGAAAAGAGGGGGAGCAGGGGAUGCUGUCUCCGCGACGCCCCCCACUUUGUUUCUGAAGAUCUGAGCAUCAAACGUGCUGUUCACUGAAGCAUGAGCUUUGGACAUGGCCACCCGCCGCUGCACUCGGAAGCCUUGGCUGGCCCCCGGCAUCUCUAGAAUGAUUUGGAAACAUCUUGUCCUCAUCUCCCUCUGGCUGCCAUCAUUUGUUUUGGGUGGAGCCUCCCCCACCUCCUGCCCAGCUGCUUGUUCCUGCAGCAACCAAGCCAGCCGGGUCAUCUGUACACGCCGGGAGCUGGUGGAAGUGCCUGAGAGCAUUUCAAUCAACACACGGUACCUCAAUCUGCAGGAGAAUAACAUCCAGGUGAUAAAGACUGAUACUUUCAAGCAUCUUCGUCAUCUUGAGAUUUUACAACUUAGCAAGAACCUCAUCCGUAAGAUUGAGGUUGGUGCCUUCAACGGCUUGCCCAACCUCAAUACACUGGAGCUCUUUGACAACCGGCUAACCACUGUCCCCACACAGGCCUUUGAGUACCUCUCUAAGUUGCGGGAGCUGUGGCUGAGAAACAAUCCCAUUGAAAGCAUCCCUUCUUAUGCCUUCAAUCGAGUCCCUUCUUUGCGGCGUCUGGACCUUGGAGAGCUGAAGAAGUUGGAGUAUAUCUCAGAAGCGGCUUUUGAAGGCUUGGUCAAUUUGAGGUACCUGAACUUGGGCAUGUGCAACCUUAAAGAUAUUCCAAAUUUGACAGCCUUAGUGCGGCUAGAAGAACUUGAGCUUUCUGGAAAUCGCCUGGACAUGAUCCGGCCAGGCUCCUUCCAAGGUCUGACUAGCCUUCGCAAGUUGUGGUUGAUGCAUGCCCAAGUGGCCACCAUUGAACGCAAUGCUUUUGAUGACCUUAAGUCAUUGGAAGAGCUCAAUCUCUCCCACAAUAAUUUGAUGUCCUUGCCCCAUGAUCUAUUCACCCCUUUACACCGCUUAGAACGUGUCCACCUCAAUCAUAAUCCUUGGCAUUGCAAUUGUGAUGUGUUGUGGCUUAGCUGGUGGCUCAAAGAGACAGUUCCAAACAACACUACCUGCUGUGCCCGGUGCCAUGCCCCACCAAACCUGAAAGGACGAUAUAUUGGAGAGCUGGAUCAAAGCCAUUUUACUUGCUAUGCCCCUGUUAUAGUGGAACCUCCAACUGACCUUAAUGUGACUGAGGGAAUGGCUGCUGAAUUAAAGUGCCGAACAGGAACCUCCAUGACAUCAGUGAACUGGCUCACACCCAAUGGCACACUGAUGACACAUGGUUCCUAUCGGGUGCGCAUUUCUGUCCUUCAUGAUGGCACACUCAACUUCACCAAUGUGACAGUCCAAGACACUGGGCAGUACACCUGUAUGGUGACUAAUUCAGCUGGCAACACCACUGCUUCAGCCACACUCAAUGUCUCAGCUGUGGAUCCAGCCACUACAGGUUAUACUUACUUCACUACUGUAACUGUGGAGACCAUGGAUCCUGGUCAAGAAGAAUCAAUUCCCACAAAGAAGGAACCUGGGCCAACACCUUCCCAAGGCUGGGGCAUGACUUAUUCCACUACUUCACUGACUCCUCGCAGCACACGCAGCACUGAGAAGCCAUUUACUAUCCCAAUCACUGAUGUCACAGAGAAUGGCAUGAAAGAUUUGGAUGAUGUGAUGAAAACUACUAAGAUCAUCAUUGGCUGUUUUGUAGCCAUUACCUUCAUGGCUGCUGUGAUGCUCAUUGUCUUCUACAAACUUCGUAAGCAGCACCAGCUUCAUAAGCAUCACGGACCUACCCGCACUAUUGAGAUCAUCAAUGUUGAAGAUGAGCUGCCUGCAGCAGCUGGAGCUCCUGGUGACAGCCAUCUUGCGCUUCCUGCCAUUGAGCAUGACCACCUCAACCACUAUGCUGCUUUCAAGGCCCACUACAACAACAAUAGUGGUGGUGGACCCCUCACAUGCUCCAAGAACCCCAUGCUCAAUUCCAUCCAUGAACCUCUUUUAUUCAAGAGCAGCUCUAAAGAAAAUGUCCAAGAGACACAGAUAUGA